AUGUCGGAGGUAAGGAAAGUUCUUUUGUAGUUUGUGCAUGGAUUUGGGUUGUCUUCCCUCCCACCUCCCCCUUCCCCGCUUGCAAGCUCUUGUGCUAUAGAAAUAAUGCUAUUUGCUGUAAUUGCUUCAUUAUCCUGGGAUAGCAAACAAUAAGAUUUCAAGGUGCUACACACUACUCGAUUUCUUAUUUGGCUGCUACCUUGUGUUUUGGAAUUAUCUGUUUGCUUAACAGACUGAGCCUAAGCAGGUUUGUACAGAAAUAACUCCAUUGAUUUAUUUCAUCUUUUUUUCCCUUUUCUUUUUAAACUGAUUCAAAAGUAAGUGUGCUUUGCACAGCAAACCUUACUUACAAAACGCUGGCCUUCUGGACAAAAUGCAUCCUAAACGAUGGAUUGCCUUCCUUUGCCUAUAAGUUAUGGAAAAUCAUUGUGAUAAAGCAGAAUCGGACCGCCAAUUAAUCUUUCCCCCGUUGAAGCAUCAGGAUCUGUAAAUCAUGACGACCUGACAAUGUUUAAUCGUACAGGUCCUGGUUGUACAUUAAUAGCUAUAAAAGUCAUGAUUUGUGGCUUCAGUGUGUUCUGAGUCAAGUGCUCUAAGCAAAUACAUUAUCAUUAUUGUGAUGUUAAAAAAAAAAAUUUGCACAGGAGACCAGACACUGCAAUUUUGCAAAGGAGGUUUCUUUGGGAAUCAGACCAGCAAUGGUGUGUGCCUUUUGUAUAUAUAGUUCAUUGCUGACCAUAACAUGUCUUGCAAAAUAGGCAUUGGGGGGGUGGGGAGUCCCUUGUCACAAAGUUGUUGUUUGUUGUUUGUGCUUUUAAAAUACAAGAAGAACUAGAAGGCUAAAUCAUUACAUCCCAGACUGGCAAACACCGAUGUAUCUUUUGGGGUUUUCUGUCCUUUGUCAUUUCAUUCCGUAAAAAAGCACCAUCACAAAACUGUCAAAACAGACUCUUGUGCUGUCUUGCUGGCAUAGCGAGAGAAAUAUUUAAUUUUACUUUCCUGCUCAGUGAACACACCAAGCCUCUUGCCACCAUCCCAUUCCUUACCUUUUAAAAAAAUAUUUGCUUUAAAAUAAAAACGAUUACCCAUCAAUUGAAAAUGUUUGUGAGAAAGAAAGGGGGGGAGCGAUUUUAUACAGAUGUGUUCCACACUCGAUAACUUUGGAUUCUUGGGAAAACAAUUGUUUUCUAGUUACGGAGACAGAGAAAAUACGUUUCUGCUUAACAGCACCCGAGUUAGGUAUGGAAGACUGGUAAAAUAUGAACAUUAAUUGUUAUUUUGGAAAAGUGGAAGUGGGGAGCAGGAUUUAUAAAUUGUACCACUGUUUUUUUAGGUUGAGCUUGCUGCUAAAGUGUGUUAGCAAUCGUCUCCCUCUCUCUCUCUCUUUUUGAUCAUGCAGUUCUUUGGCUCCUUGAACCUUGGGAGGUGAUUGUUUGUCUUAUCUUCUGGUGAGCUAACUCUGCGCUGUGUUGCAAAACCUUGAGGCAUGUUGCGCUCCUUUUUACUGUUCCGGGAGCCUGCAACUGAAGUCAGCUUCAUUAGUUUCACUGAUGGCACAUCAGUGCGCGGCUGGUGUUGCCGCUUCCUUCCAGCUAGACCCCGAGCAUGACUGGGGCUGCCUUGGUUUGGAUAAGCUUGUAAGGAUUUGUCAGCCAGAUGUGACAAGAUUGUCAAGAGGCGAGUAAAGGAGGAGAUCUGAUAUUAAUCAGUGCAUAGCUCGGAGCCAAACUUUCUCAAAUGCAGUGUAGCAACAUGUUCUUCUCAUUUACUGUGCCUCUUUUGUGGCUACAGAUCUGCCACUGUGCGCCUCUGACGGCUAAAGGGAAUGCCAGCUAAUCGUAUUUAAUUGUAAAGACGAAAAUUGUGGGUGGGGUGCGGAAAAUGAGUGUAUCUUGCUAUCCAUUAACUUGCUUUUUUUAAAAAAAAAAGAAAAGGAAAAAAUUAUAGUGCAGGUUGCUGCUGUUUACACACAGACACUCAAACAGAGCGAAAGUCCUGGGAUCUCUCUUUUUGCAAAGUAGGCGGCUGUGGCUACCCAUUGUAACGCUGGGAUCACAGCACAAAUUGCCAGAGAUGCAUCCCGUCUUCAGUCACUGGAUGUUGAUUUUUAGGGAUAGCGACAGGCCGUGUGGGCUGCUCUCCCUGUUUGGCUCUUGAGGAGCAGAGGCAAUCCGUUUAAUUAGUUUGGGAAGGGACAUGCCUCGCCAUCGCUGCGUUGCCUCGGUGGACUCUUCCGAGGCUGUGCACAUUUAACUUCAAAUCCAUUAUGUACAGUGGUACCUCGGGUUAAGUACUUAAUUUGUUCUGGAGGUCCGUUCUUAACCUGAAGCACCACUUUAGCUAAUGGGGCCUCCCGCUGUUGCUGCGCCACCGGAGCACGAUUUCUGUUCUCAUCCUGAAGCAAAGUUCUUAACCCGAGGUACUAUUUCUGGGUUAGGGGAGUCUGUAACCUGAAGCGUAUGUAACCUGAAGCAUAUGUAACCCAAGGUACCACUGUACUAGGAUACAGGUAGCGCCGCUUCUCCCAAAUUCAGCUUCCUUUCUCAUUUAAAGUUCGCUGGUGCGGUUUAUUUCUUAACUGAUGCCGUAUAUUUUAGGAUGGAGUGAGCUGACAGAUUAAAAAAAAACCCCGUAGGAACUUGCGAAUCUGCCUUAUCGUCUUUAACCGUAAAGAAGAAGGUUGUGGGUAGGGUGGGGGAAAUGAAUGGAUCUUGCCUUUGUCCAUCUAACUCUAUACUGUCUGCACUGAUUGGCAGCUGCUCUCCAGGAUUUCAGGCAGGGAGCCCCUCCCAGCCCUACCUGAAGUUGCCGGGAAUUGAACCCGGACCGCCUGCAUUCCAAACAGAUACUCUACCAUUAAGCUAUGGCCCAUUCGCAAAAUAUUGUGAUUCUCACUACUACUACUACUACAUCUACAUCCUUCCCCAAGGUUCCCAAUAUGAAAUUCCAAGGAACCAUAGUAGGCACAUCAAGCAAUAAUAGGAGGAUUGGUCUAUCAAUGCUGGGUAGCAACAACAUAUCCUCCAACAUUUCUCUGAUGGAAACAGAGACGUCCUAUUCCAUCAUCUUCAUCAUACUCUGCCCAUCCGAUUGGGUUGCCCCAGCCACUCUGGACAGCUUCCAACUUAUAUAAAAACAUAAUAAAACAUUAAACAUUUUUUUUAAAAAAAACUUCCCUAUACAGAGCUGCCUUCAGAUGUCUUCUAAUAGUUGCAUAGUUACUUAUCUCCUUGGCUCCAGGGGGUCGCAUAACUCCUUCCCCUCCAACAUUCCUGCGAUGAAAAUAGGGGUGUCCAAAGGAAAAGCGGGACAUUCCGCAAUCAAAUCAGAAGCUGGGACGGUUUCUGUAAAUCCAGGACUGUCCCUGGAAAAUAGAAACAGUUGGAGGGCCUGUCCUCUAAAUCUUUUGAGUAUUAUUACUAUUAAUGGGACGCAGGUGGCGCUGUGGGUUAAACCACAGAGCCUAGGACUUGCCGAUCAGAAGGUCGGCAGUUCGAAUCCCCGCGACGGGGUGAGCUCCCGUUGCUCGGUCCCUGCUCCUGCCAACCUAGCAGUUUGAAAGCACGUCAAAGUGCAAGUAGAUAAAUAGGUACUGCUCCAGCGGGAAGGUAAACGGCGUUUCCGUGCGCUGCUCUGGUUCACCGGAAGCGGCUUAGUCAUGCUGGCCACAUGACCCGGAAGCUGUACGCCAGCUCCCUCAGCCAAUAAAGCGAGAUGAGUGCCGCAACCCCAGUUGGUCAUGACUGGACCUAAUGGUCAGGGGUCCCUUUACCUUUACAUUAUUAUUAUUAUUAUUAUUAUUAUUAUUAUUAUUGCUGCUGCUGCUGCUACAUUCUUCCCCAAGGUGUCCAGUAUGAAAUUCCAAGGAACCUUAUGAAGUUCCAUAUUGGGCACAUCUAGCCAUAAUGGGAGGAUUGGUCUGUCAAUGCUGGGUAGCUACAAUGGAUGGAGCCACAGUGAAUGUAGCUUCUGUAUUCAGAGGUAGUAUGUAACCUGGACUACCAGAUACUGUGGACAACGAACAGGGACUGAAUGCCUUCCUUUUUAACUUGCAGAGUAAUUUCGCUUGCCACCAUUAGAAGCAGAAUGCCUGCCUAAAGGAAUGAGUCUCAGGGUUGUGGGUUCAAGUCCCACAUUGGGCAAAAGAUGCCUGCAUUGCAGGGGUGAGACCAGAUGACACUCGUGGUCCCUUCCAACUCUGAACAAUAGCAGUGGCACCAUUAGUGUAGGCCAGGCAUAGGCAAACUCCGGCCCUCCAGAUGUUUGGGACUACAAUUCCCAUCAUCCCUAGCUAACAGGACCAGUGGUCAGGGAUGAUGGGAAUUGUAGUCCCAAACAUCUGGAGGGCUGGAGUUUGCCUAUGCCUGGUGUAGGCCUUUAGGGCAGGCAACCCAGGGCCCCACUCAGCAGAAUAAGGAGGGGAGGGCCACAAAGCGUCACAGGAUUUCCCACCACAAUUUGAAGCAAGUGAAGUAAUGCACAUUGCCACCAAAAUAGCACCGCCCCUCAGGAGAACCAUUAAGUCCCACAUCCAAAAUUACCACUGCCCAGCAAAGGCAAAUUGUGUGACUGCUUUGGGACAGCUGAGCAACGAAUGAGCAACUAUGUUCCUCCUUUCAAUUCAUUAUAAGAAAUGUUCCAUCCCAGUGCAUCUCAACCUUUUGGUACCUGGGGGCCUGUUUGGAGAUCUUGGAAAUGGUCACAGGCACCGCAAAAUACCCAGUGCACAGAAGAAAAGCUGGUGGUGCUCAGAACCCCCUAAAAAUAAACCAAAACAUAUAUACCUCCCCCCCAAAAAAUAAAACACAGGCCAAAAAAAAUAUCACACAGUGCACCCCUCAGACAAUAGGUGACCCCUGCUAAACAACACAAAAAGCCCCAAAAGCCAACAGCCCUCAUGAAAAUAAAAUUACAGUAGUAGUGUAAGGUUGCCUUGGCAGGGACCAAGGGACUGUGUCUAAGAUGCCCAGGCGCCAAUGGGUGUCAUACUCCAGUUGUACACUCUGGCGAGUCAUUCCAGCUUUCCACAGCCAAAGAAAACUCUCCAGAAACUUCAGGCUGCCCAAUGUGGUUGUCAUCUGUACAUCUUGUUGUUGUUUAGUCGUUUAGUCAUGUCCGACUCUUUGUGACCCCAUGGACCAGAGCAUGUCAGGCAUUCCUGUCUUCCACUGCCUCCCGCAGUUUGGUCAAACUCAUGCUGGUAGCUUCGAAAACACUGUCCAACCAUCUCGUCCUCUGGCGUCCCCUUCUCCUUGUGCCCUCCAUCUUUCCCAACAUCAGGGUCUUUUCCAGAAGUCUUCUCGUCUCAUGAGGUGGCCAAAGUAUUAGAGCCUCAGCUUCAGGAUCUGUCCUUCCAGUGAGCACUCAGGGCUGAUUUCCUUCAGAAUGGAUAGGUUUGAUCUUCUUGCAGUCCAUGGGACUCUCAAGAGUCUCCUCCAGCACCAUAAUUCAAAAGCAUCAAUUCUUCGGCGAUCAGCCUUCUUUGUGGUCCAGCUCUCACUUCCAUACAUCACUACUGGGAAAACCAUAGCUUUAACUAUACGGACCUUUGUGGGCAUGGUGAUGUCUCUGCUUUUUAAGAUGCUGUCUAGGUUGGUGGCCAUUAGUCAGCAAAAGCAUUCCCUUCCUGCUUUUUUUCUCCUGGGUAGACCCAAAAGUUUGUGACUUUGGAUAGUCAGUUUGCAUGUCUCCAAUACUAUGCUAUAAAAAGCAUUUCAAUUAGUCAUCAGAUUAGCAAUGGCUGAUUUCCUGUGGUACCAUCCAGAUGUGGAACUCCAACUCCCAUCAUCCCCGGCCUGCAUCAGGGAUGAUGGGAGCUGUAGUCCAGCAAUAUCAGCUCCCUUUGGUUCGCAUUGACUGACAGCGACUGCCCAGGGUUUUAGACAGGGGACAUUGCCAACCCACCUGGAGAUGUGAGAGUUCAAUCCUAGGACCUUCUGCAUGCAAAACAGUUAUUCUACCGCUGAGCAACUCUCACUCCCCUAAAGCAGGUAUAGGGAACCUUUGGUCCUCCAGGUGUUGCUGAACUGUAGGCCAUUGGACCUAAUGGGAGUUAUAGUCCAACAGCACCUGGAAGGACAAAGUCUCCUCACACUUGCCCUAAAUCAUGGUCCAAUACUCAUGUGUAUAUGGUUGCAUUUGUAUGGCAUUUUUUCCAUUUCCUGGCAUUCCCUCGAUUGUUACCGUAUUUUUCCGUGUAUAAGACGCCCCCCUAUUUUGGGGGAUUCAAAAUUAAGAAAACACACUAUGCACUAUCCGUGUAUAAGACGACCCCUUUUUAAAAAUUUCAAAAAUUUAGGAAACAAUAUAGUCUUAUACACGGAAAAAUACGGUAAUUUCUGCCUUCUAUUUGAGCUUUCACAUGGCAUAAAAGCCAGUUCCAGAAAGAAAGCAGAAUGCAGCUCAAGUUUAGCACUCAUUGCCACGUUAUUAGCAAACAGAUUUUUUCUAGAAGCAAAUAACAUGAAAAUUAGUGUUACACUUGGGCUAGCAUUCAAUGUCAUGUGAAAGCUCAAACAGAAUGCAGAAAUUAAGAGUGGGGAAGCGUCAGGAAAACGGAAUAAACUGCCAUUUGAAUGCAGCCUAUGUCCAAAAAGUGUGGGAAUAAUUAUCUGUUUUUGAGUGCUCAUGAAUUUGAUCUCGGAUUUCCAAAAGGUGAGCGUCAACACUGACUAAAAUUUGGACUUCCUAUGUAAUGUAUACACUGAUAUAUAAUGCAAAGAAAACCAUGCAUGCUAUAGCCCUUAGAGAUUUAGGAUUUGAUUGUUAGUGGCGCAUCAUCCCUAAGGCUUAUAGUGCUUUUGUACAUGAUGCUUAAAUUGCUUUCGAGCCUCAUGGACAGAAAGAGAUGUUGGAAGUACAACAGAGAUCAUUCCAUGUGUAGCUUAAGGGUUAAUUCUUUUCUUAGUGAGUCAGUCAAUGAAGAGCAGCAAUGGUGGUGGAAAUAGCCUUUAGUAACCAAACACAGUGGUGUGAUCAUCACUAAGGAAGCACAUGCUCCAAUUGGCUGCAUAGUUCUGAGGGUGUUUAGCUCUGUAUGUUUAGGUCAAUGUCUUCCUGCUAUGUGCAAGUAACAAAGACAAAACCUCUCUGUUGUUUUCUCCACAGACUUUACACGGUUUUUGUUCAGUUUACUUAGUAAAGUGUUAUGAAUAUUUAUUUUCCCUCUGGACUCUAUUUGCUCUAUUUAAGUGAAGAGAGAGAGAGAAAUUUGUAGUGCAAUUGAGCAUUCUAGCCAAUGUGUACAUAUUGCAUUAGCAUCAGAAACCUCAUCUUAAAACGCAGCUUCAGAUCUUGCAGGAGGACAAGAUCUUCUGUGGCUUCAGCUGAUUUAGGUCACAUCCAUAGUUUACCCGUCAAGCAUUCUUAUACAACUUUAAACAGAUAUGGCUCCCCCCUCCAAAGAAUCCAGGGGACUGUACUUUGCUAAGGGUGCUGAGAGUUGUUAGGAGACCCCUCACAGAGCUACAAUUCCCAGCACCUUUAACAAACUACAUUUCCCAGAGAGAGCCAUGACUGUUAAAGAGGUAUAGGAGUGCAGAUGUGACCUUAGCUCUCGGGCAAAAAGAAAACCUACAUCUGAACUGGAUCGUGCAACUGUAUCUUAUGCAACUCCAUACAUUUUAAACUCAACCACACAGAGUAUAUGCACAAGAUAUCAUCAACAACGUUAGAGACUUACGCAAUAUAUUUUUUGCAGUUUACAUUACACAAUGUAAAACAGAAAAAACACACACAUAUUCUCCUGAGGAUGAGCACAACAGAUUUUUAAUAAUUGCCUCUAAUGAUGCAAUGCCAUCGUGUUAAUUUUCAAGCAGGCAGCAUUCCUUUCCAAUGACUAGAAACUUUGGGAAGGGGAACAGCUUUUAUCCUUGGCCUUAAGGAGUUGACCAUUCAAAUAAAAUCUCCAUCUUGGGAGAGGAUUUAAAAAAAACAAAACUUGGGAAGUGGAGAAAACUUUUAAACUGAGCUAGUUGUGGUAGGGAAGAAUUCUCUACUUACUUUUUAAAAUGCUGGGCUAAAUAGGUCCAUGGCAUGUUGAAGUAAGUGAUGGCAACCAAGAUGUUUUUCUGCUGGAAAAGGUUUGAGGUUGAAUACAUUCUAGAGUCAAGCAAGCUGAUUUUGAACUAGUUACAGGAAGAACUGAAAAUAUGGAACCAGUAAAAGUGUGUGAUAGAGUUGUAUCAGGCAAGAAUGCGCUACAGGAUGACCACUUGCAGAUCACAAAAAAGAGGACUAAAGAGGCCACUGAUUUGCAUACAACUUGCACUUGCUAAUUUAUAAGUAUAGGUGCACCUUUAGUAACAGUUACUAUGAUUUACGCAAAAAUACGAAACAUCUCACCAUAAUGGAGAACACAGUGACCAAGGGACGAUGUGCAGUCUGACUGCCGCUGGCUUUUGAUGAGUAACUUUCCAUUCUCCUUCAACGUCACUCUUUUCUUAACGUUCUUUACUUUUGAAAUCAACUUGCACCCUACAGCUCUUCAGAAAGAGGAGCGAAGGUGAGUCUGUGAUUCUUCAGAAGUUGUUGGGCUCCAACUUCCAUCAACCCCAGCCAGCAUGGUCACUGGACAGGGAGGGUGGGAGUUGUAGUUCAGCAACAUCUGGAGGCACAAAGGUUCCAGGAGAGCCCAGAGAAGAGUCAUCGCUCAGGGGCAGAACAUCUGCAUUGCAUGCAUAAAGUCCCAGGUUCGAUUCUAGCAUCUCCAGGCAUGGCUAGGAAAGACAUUCUGUCCGAAACCAGCCACAGCCAAUCAGGGUAGACCAGAUAGUCAGUCUGGUGCCCUCCAGAUGUUCCUGAACUACAACUCCCAUCAUCCCUGAUCAUUUGCCAAACUGGCUGUGGCUAAUGGGAAUUGGAGUUCAACAGUAUCUGGAGGGCAUCACAGUGCCUCCCCCCUGGAGUAGACAAUACUGGAUGGCAGCUUCCUGCGUCCACUUGAGAUAAUGUGCAUGAGAAUGGCCCACUUAAUUUAAACAGAGACAGCUCUCUUUUUCCAUAUUUUAAUUUUGGGGAAGGACUGAAGUUCAGUGGGAGAGCACUGACUUCGUUUCUGCUGGAUCCUUUCUGCUGCCCCUGACAUCUCCAAGAAGGAGACACUGCGGGGCUGGGAAUGGGCUUGGAAAGACUUCUGAAACCCCUAAGACCUGCUGUCAGUCAGACUAGGCCAGCCUUCAUCAACCUGCUGAUGGCUGGGGCUGAGCCCCAAACUUCUGGGGCACCUGGUCAAGUUAGCAAAGGCUGAGCUAGACUGUACUGAGUUAGAUGGACCAAUGUGGUGACUCUACAUGAGGCAGCUUCCUAUAGCCCUAAAUAGUAGCAAUAAAUAGACUUAAGCCUAAUUCAGUAUAAUUGAACUCAAUGGGUCUUACUUGGGAGCUGACAUGUACAAAGUAUGUGCAAAGUAUUGGCAAACCAAAUGUCAACUUUAAUAUAUAUUUCUAAAGUUUAUCUUGAGAAACACAGUAGCCCAAAAGAAAUUUGUAUGUUUCUUUUCUUCCACCCCACCCUUUGAAGGUAUAGCUCUCAGUAACCCAUAAGUUAACAACACAUGGCUCUUCCAUGCUCAACAGGAUUUCUCCAUUCAUUUCAAUGGCGGUGAAUAUCUGCCUGCCUUUCAUUUUAAAACAGAGAAAUCCUGGCAUACAGAAAAGCGUAUGCACAGAUUUGGAACAGAGAAUGAUAUCUUACAUUUUGCGAAUGCAUACUGGCUUCAUCUUCUAAUCUAUACCUUGAGUUUGCUAUAUUAUGCCACAUAUUAAUUAAUUAAUUAGAUAUCUCACCCACCCUUCACCAUAAGUUCCCAAGGCAGGUUACAACAAUACAAUAAUCCAGUUAUCAUGCCCCUCAACAUUUCUCUGAUGAAAAUACAGCUGCCCUAUUUAAUAUUAUCAUUGCUUUUUUCUAAAAAAAAAAAAAUGUUUAGGGGUACUCUCAUUUUGACUCAAGAAAAUCACCUGGAAAGGAAAUGAAGCCGUCAUCAGAUUCACAAAAUGUUUAGGGGUAUGUGUACCCCUGCAUCCCCCCAGAAAAAAAACACUGAUGAUGAUGAUGAUUAUCAUCAUCAUCAACAUCAUCAUCAUUAUUUAUACCCCACACAUCUGACUGGGUUGCUCCAACCAUUCUGGGUGACUUCCAAUAUAUAUGAAAACAUCAUAAAACAUUAAACAUUUUUUAAAAACUUCACUACACAGGGCUGCCUUCAGAUAUCUUCUAUAGGUUGUAUAGUAACUUAUCUCCUUGGCUCGGGGGUUGGAAAACUCCAUACCCUCCAACAUUUCUCUAAUGAAAAUAGGGAUGUCUUAAGGAAAAGUGGGACAUUCCGAGAUCAAAUCAGAAACCAGAAUGUCUUCUGUAAAUCCAGGACUGUCCAUGGAAAGUAGGGACACUUGGAGGAUUUGAGUUAUAAAAGCAGGCUCCCAGGUUGCUUUUUAAUGGGCAGUUAUGCUUCACUUCAAAUCCUGCCCUCUCCUUCCCUGGCAAUCAUCACUGUGUCCUAAAUCUUUCUGUGGAACUGAAAUUCUGCUGCACGUCAUCUAUCUACCUUUUGAAUCUUGCAUGUUCUUGUAAAUUGCUUCAGGACUCCUUCUGGAUGUGUUGUAAACAACAGGGAAAUGCACGAGAUGUGCUAAGAGAGGCCAACUGCCUAAUAAACAGACCCAUUUCAUUUUAUACCGCUGUUCUUGACGUUUUGCAGGCAGUUCCCAAGGUUAAUCUCAGGGGACCGGGGGCACGACUGAGCUCAGAUCUGAUCCAGACCCAGUUCAGUAUGGAUCUCACUGUGGGGAGAUGAAGAAAAAUGGGAAAUUUUGUCAUCGUAAAAGGGUGUCAAGUGAGGUGGUGCAUUUUUUCUAAAACGGAGGGUGUGAGAAGAAAAAGGAUUUCGGGGAGGGAAGAAGAUUUUAGAGCAGCCAGAGGAAAUAUUUUGAAUGGAUAAUGGCACCCAAGAAAUUAGAUUCCUGGAAGGAAAGGAAAAACACCCUCUCUUGUUUACAGGCCGGCUGGUACCAAGCUCGCCAGUCUAUUAGCAGAAGCUAUAAAUCACUCUCUCGUUCCCAUCAUGUACACAGAGCAGAGAAUUUGGCAUUUAGAUGUUCUAAUGACCUAAACUGCACUUGGGAAAGAAUUUCUACCUUAAUCCAGAGACAGAUGAGUUCUGAUAACGGUCUGCUUUCCAUUGCGAGACCCACAAAUCUGCCAGCUGUCCUGUUGGUCGAGUUUUGCUCUGGGACUGAUCUACCUCUUUAUCGCCACCCUGAAUGCCGACUACAAAGCUGUCUCUGUUUAAAUUAAGCGGGCCAGAACAAAACUUACAGUGACAUUUGCCUGUAUAGAAGUAUCUGUUUUCAUUUGUACUGUCAUCCCAAAGGUAGAGGUGUGAACCAAGAAGCCUUUGAUUCAAACCUUAGCUUUGGUAGAAACUUAUUCGAUGGAAUUAUAUACUGAUUUCCUAAUUUAUACAGUGCCACCCGUGAGCAUGGUGGCACUUUAAAGAUUACAAAAGGACAGGUCCCUGCCCUAAUCUGCUUACAAUCUAAAGACAUAUGCAGGGGAAACAAACAGGGAAAGCAAAAGGGAAGCAGGACUGUACAAUGAAAUAAUAUGCAGUUUCUUCAAUUGUGCAUGCUUUGUCCCUCAAGCCUCCCAUCUCUAAUGUGCUAUUUUUCUAGAAAAAGAUGUGCCAGGACUCACCAUGAACACCUCCCUCGUUCUCUUAGAAUGACAAUGGCACUCACCUGAGAGGUGCCAGGACUGAGUUCUGGUGAGUUCUGGCCAAAAAACCCCAAAAACCCCAGUGUAGUACAGUCAUACCUCAUGUUACAGACGCUUCAGGUUACGUGUUUUCAGGUUGCGGACUGCGGGAAACCUGGAAGUACGGGAAGGGGUUACUUCCGGGUUUCGUCGCUCAUGCAUGCGCAGAAGCGCUAAAUUGUGCUUCACGCAUGCGCAGAAGCGCCAAAUCGUGCUGGCGCAGACACAGCACUUCAGGAUGCAAACGCUGCAGGUUGCGGACGUGCCUCCGUUGCGGACGUCUUCCGCAACCUGAGGUUCCACUGUACUCGUUCUUGACUACCUCACAGGGCUGUUGUAAGGGUUACAGAGUUAGUAUAUCCAGUGGUAUUUGAGCAUUUGGAAGAAGCAUCCGUAAAAGGCCGUAAGUUAAUAUUAGCAACAUAGAAAAUAAUCAAUUGUUGUGGCAAGUUAUGUCAGUUCCAUAAUUCCUUGGGAAGAAGGAUUGACUAUUAAACCACUCUUGGAAAUGUCACUCUUUGAAGGGAGUAGGGGUCUUCUAACUACCCCCAGCCCCCUUGACAAACCACAGAACCCAGGAUUAUGAGGGGAAGCCAUGACUGUUUAAAGUGGAAUGAUACUGCUUUAAAUGUGUGGUGCAGAUGGAGCUACCCCUGAUGGUGGGCAGUUUCAGUGCCCUCACUCUUCCUCCUUAUGGUUAUUUAUGUUUAAAUUGGACAGACGGGACAGUCCUUCAAAUGGAGGAAUGCUUUCUAUGAGGUGGGACACCUGGCCAUUAUUUCUUUACAUUGCAUCGUAUAUACUGAAGGUCGACUCCGCAGUAAAGUUAUAAUGGCGAUGCAGCAAAAUGCCCCCAUUAAGGAAACGAAAUGGAAAUAUCGGCCUGCUGGAGGGAUUCCCAAUAUAUGCGGAAGUAGGGGGAGGAAAUGGGAGCCCCCUCCCCCUAAAGGCAGGUGGGGGAGAGAGCCCAAUGAGAACUCAACAUGCUCAGUGGCAAGAUACUGAGGGUUUGGGGUGGGAGGGUCAAGAAAAGAGGGGGAAAGGAGUGGAAUACAGAGGUCUCCCCACUUGCCGUGUGUUCAACUUGCGCACGACCGUGUAAAUGCAAGGUGAGGAGGGAAAUUAAAUACAUCAGUUUAAUCUGCAAAAAGGCACAAAGAGGGCAAAAACAGCCCCCCCCCCAAAAAAGAGAGAGUGGGGAAACUGAAAAAAUGGCUGAAAAUGAGUGGGGGAAAUGGCUAGCAGUUCAGGGUACCGGUGUACCUCUAAAUCACAGCCAAGCACUUUGGAGUACCAGUCUGCCUGCCUUGUCAUUGUUUCCACAUCGUCCUCCAGCGAUGAGGAAGACUGACAGCUGCCAUUGCCACCAUUCAUACCAGUCUGGUAAGUGCUGCUGCUUUUUAAAAGGGGUUUUUUGAAGGUUUCCAGAGGCAGACUCCCAAAAGAAUUUAUUGUUGUUGCUGUUGUAGCGUGCGUAUGCCACUCAGUGGUCAUCAAACGGGCUUCCAGUCAAAAGUAGGGUGGAUAAAAAUCUAUGAUUUUUUAAAAAAAUAAUUAUAAUUCGUUUUUUUUUUAUUUAAAUCAGAUUUUUUUUAUUUAAAUUGGAUUUUUAAAAUAAAAUGCUUUUGGAGGAAAAAUCUUUCUAAAGAUAGUUUUCUGUUUAAGUUACAUUAUCGUCCAAAGGCUAUUCAUUGGGAAAUAAGGAUUUGUUUUAAGUUUCUCAUGUGUGCUAAAACUCAGUCUAAGUUGUGAGGUGUUGUUUUUUUUUAAAAAAUAACCACAUCAGUUAACAAACAUGGAUACAUAUGCUAUAAUGCUAUUGUUUUAGUUAAAUAAAUUGUUUAAAUUGUUAUUAAGGAAAUGAUUAUUUUUCUCCUUCCGAUAAAGUACAGCAGAAAAGUUGUCCAAAUAUAAAUAGUUAACUUCUUAAACCUCACAAUAAUUUCAUAAUUAUCUCUCUAUGUAUUUCUAAUAGUAUAACCAAAUCAGUAAUUUUUGAUAGAACUGUAAAAACUACUCUGAAAAUUUAUUACUCCAAAAAUGAAACCUUCAUCUGGUUGUCAAUAUUAAGAUUAUACCAGCAAGAAUGAGUCUUUUUGUAAAAAAAAACCCUAUUUAAAUCGAGUCUUACUGACUAGUGAUUUAAAUCGUGAUUUAAAUCAAAUCCACCCUGGUCAAAAGUGAAUAUAAUAUGACAGCAAAUAAGAGAUGUAUCAACAAAUACACAGGAUCCAGACACUAUAAAAAGCAAGGAGGGAAUGGUUAGUAAACAGGGGUUUCUUACUUAGGCACUGAAGUCUUUAGCCACACAACUAUCCUACAACAUCAGCUGAAUAUUCAGUAAUCUGGCCCAGGAUCUAGCAAAUGGAUACCUUGUUGUAUUUAGCAUUCUUGCAAUCUUAUAUAGAGGUUCGUGCCUGUAAGCAGACAGGGCAGCAGACAGGGAUACAGCCUAACCCAAGCCUAACAAAUCAAACAAAAAGUGCGAGGAAGUGAUGAAAUUUGAUGAAUGGAGAAAGAAAGUAAAAGCCCAUGAAAUAAGUGAAGGUUAUCUGAAAGAAUAUUAGAUUGCAUCUUGAUGUAUCUGUUUGGACAACUGCCUUCGAAAACCAUCCCCCUUACAAUUUUUGCUGGGACGCCUCUUUGCGGACUCUCUUUAUUUAUGGAAUGCUGAUCUAACUCUGAUCUUCUGGGGCUGAUGAACACAUCGCUGUCUAUGGAAAGUACAGCAUCUUGAAGGAGUGCAGUGAGGUAAUAUAACUGAACUCCAGUUAUAGUUGACAUCUCGUGAAGUCAACGAGGCCUUGGCUCAACACAACAUACUUUCUCCCCACCCCCCAUCCCACUUAGAUGAACCUUAUAAAGAAAAUUUAUGACUUUCUGCGGCUCUAUCAGAAGUAUGCCAACUGCUGGGCUAACCGGCUAUCUAAAGCAAAGUGACUCUCAGAGCUCAGUUCUCAGUGUGUGUUGUGAUGCAUGUGUUGUAAUUUCACAGGAAACUGAUUGCUUUUUCUCAGGUACAUUUCUUAGUUUUUGCAAUGUUCGCUUACUGAUUUACUUAACGUUUUUUAAACGAACCACUCCUACAAAGUGUUCCUCCAUCCAUAGCCUUUAAACUUUUUUGAGAUUCCCCUUUAAUACCAUUGCUGUAACCUGGACUCUAUUUUUAUUUUUUAUAUGAACCAACCCAGAUCUUACACUCAUCACCUGAGAACCUUCUUCAUGUGUCUCUGGCAGCUGGCAACAUAAGAAUGGGCCUUUUCUGCAGUGGCUCCCGAUUUGUGAAAUACUCCCCUCAGGGAGGCUGGUCUAGCACCUUUCUUAUAUAUCUUUAGGCACCAGACAAAAAUGUUUCUCUAUAACCAGGCCUAUGGCUUUUCAAAUGUGUUUGUGGGAAGCGGGUUAUUGGUUUGUUUUUGUUUUAUUUUGUAUUCUCAUUCCCUAUUUUUCUGUUGCAAACCGCCUUGGCAUCUUCGGUAAAGGGCAAUAUAAUAAUAAUAAUAAUAAUAAUAAUAAUAAUAAUAAUAAUAUACUUUUAUAUAUACUGUCCAAUCCACUCCUCUCUCUAGAGUAACCAAAGGUUGUUGUUGAUGAUGUUGAAGAUGGAAGCUCCUGCUUCCUCAAAUGACCGGUACUUGUAUCAAUAGGAAAGCUAUCAAUCAAUUUCUAAGAGGGUUACUUUUCCUUUGAUAGUGUACCCCAUCAUGAGGGAAAGUGAGGGAAACCAGGCACAGGGCCUUCUUGGUAGUGGCGCCCGCUCUGUGGACCACCCUCUCAUCAGAUAUCGAGAAAAUAAACAACUAUCUGACUUUUAGAAGACAUCUGAAAGCAGCCCUAUUUAGGGAAGUUUUUAAUGUUUGAUCUUUUAUCGUGUUUUUGGUAUUCUGUUGGGAGCUGCCCAGAGUGCCCCAGCCAGGUGGGCAGGAUAUAAAUAAAUUAUUAUUAUUAUUAUUAUUAUUAUUAUUAUUAUUACGCUUGCUUGAAUUCCUUUUUCUGUGCAACUGUACACAAGGUACAGGGGGCUGCCAUAAACAGGCAGUGGAGGUAUCAGUCAUGGAGAUUGCUUUUAAACACAAAGGAAUUUUGUUGCUUUCUGCAAAUGAUCGUUCCUCCCCUGUCCCAAUAUCCCGCCCCCCAUUUUCUCUCUGUUUUACUAUUAAUUACCACACUGUGUGCUUUUUUACUACUCGGGAUGGGGGAUGGGAAGGGCUUUUUUUUUUUUCUCGUCAGAACUCGCCAGAACCCAGUUCCGGCGCCUCUCAGGUGAGCACCAUUUCCAUUCUAAGACAAAAAAGCGAAGUGUUAAUGGUGAAUUCUGACCCUUUUUUCUUUUGAAAAAUAUCACUGGGAAGAAACAGUCUGCAUGAAGGCCUCUUUCAGGGGUGGGGUCAAAUAUGGCCCUUCAACCUCUGUCUCUGGCCCUCAGGAAACACUUUUCCCUAACCAGCGUGGGCUGUAUUUGUCUGUGUGAGAAUGAGUGAGUGUCUGAGAAUGGGAAUUUAACUUAUUCGGAAUCAUAACAUUCCUAUCAGCGAUUGCUUGCUGUAGAUGCCAAGCUCACUUGCGACUUUCUAUCAUCAUCAUCAUUUAUAAUUUGUAUACCGUCUUUCUAUCUUACAAUACUCAAGGCGGUUUACAAGCUGAAGAAACAAAAAAUGUACACCUUAUAACAAUCUAAUGCAAUACAAAAAUGUAGCAAUAAAACAAAACUUUAAAAUAAGCAACCUACACCAAAAAAGUAACAUUCAACAAUCAUUAGAACAGUAUAAAAGAAUAAUGUCAACAUAUAAAAGUUAAAAAGAAAUCCACUCAACAGUUACAAUAAAUAAUUUCUAAACUAUAGUCAAUAAAACAACGGCAAGCCACAGUUCAUAAAAUAAUACAAUACAAAUUGAGAAGCAGAGGCUAGAGGGUGGAGCAAGGCAGGUGGAAGGAGGCCUUGCCUGAGGAAGUCUCUAUGAAAUAUGACACAGUGCACUACUUGCAGAAUGAUGCCUGUAGUGACAUCAUCUAAAGAUUUUUUCCCCCCUUUGGAGAUACUCUUUUUUACCCAUGCAAACUUACACAGUUAAAACUCAUAUGACUGGUUGACUUAAAUUUCUUUGCUCAAGUUUCAGCCUUUGCAAAAUGAGCUGGCGCAGUAGGGCAUGAUGAGUUUUCAGCUUUCAAAUUCCCAAAACGAGGGUUGCUAAAAAGUUGCAGCAUGACCUAGGAAUUCCAAAGAUAUUCUAGCUAAAAUAAUAUAGUUUUGCUUGGUAAGUAAAAUGUGUGUACAGUUGCAUGGAAGUCAUUAAAAAUGAUUGCCAAGUACUUGCAGAUUAUUAUUAAUCAUCAACAACGUCAUCAUUACCCAACAUUUUCAGAAGGUAAUAUUAAAAUUCCUUGGUUUUCUGAAAGCAGUUUAUGUGCUUCUUCGCCAAACAUAGACUUACCAAGCUUAAUAAUAAUAAUAAUAAUAAUUUUAUAUGUUGUCUGAUGACAAUAAUAAUAGCAGAUUUUAAUUCCUCACACCCAUAAGUGGGGGGAGAAAGCAAAAAUUAAGUUUCACCCCCUAAAAUGACAUGCCCUCCCUGUUGGGGGACUCGCAGCCUUUCAGAUAUUUCUGGAGUUCCAUCAGCCCCAGUCACCAUCCCAGGUCAGGGAUGAUGGCAGCUGGAAUCUAGCAACAUCUGGAGGGCCACAGAUUCCCAUCCCUGGAACUACAGGAAGAAGAACUAGAUUUUAAAAGAUAGCCCUAAAUAACGCAUCUUUUUAAAAUGAUCUGGGUUGCAAUUGGUAUCUAUAAUUUCAUAGUUAGAAGCAUUUAAAUACAUGGUUUGGGGAAAAAUCUUGCCCUUUGUUUUCUUAUUGUUGGGUACAAUCUCUCUAAGGUGAAGCAUUUUUUAAGUCCCAUUUAUUUAUUGGCAUGUAGCAAAUGUGGGUCAAACCACAUGUGAUGCUAAACAUAUCUUUGAAUUUUGUGACUGGGGUUCUCCUCCUCUUUCUCUUUUUUAAAAAAACAGCAACCUAACAGCAGCUGCAAGGAGGAACAGAUUCAGAUCAAAGACGCUAGCACAGGGUGUUUCUCUUUCGAAAAUGCUCCCCCAAAGCCAGGGGUGAAAUGGCAGCUUUUUGGGAUCUUUCAGCAGGAAGUGGAUGCAUAGGGAAAGGGUUAAACCCGCCCCCGCCCCUUGUGCUGCUGUGCUGAUCUAGGUCACCCUCCCCAUCCCUGUGGCUGCUUUUAGUUAAAGAGAGAGAGGUGGAAAGAAACACAUUUAGCAUAAUUUGUCAUUUGACCCUAAAUAUUAGACCGAGAAGGCUGAGCUAGGAGAAUGGUUCUCUCUGAUGUGCUAGCUUUCUGUGGGAAAAGAUUUUAUAUAUAUAUAUAUAUAUAUAUAUAUAUAUAUAUAUAUAUAUGAAAACAUGGAAUAACCUGCAGGGGAAAAAUUGAGUUCAGUUUGCAUUUAAAAGCAACCCCACCAAAUUCAUGCUUUCCGGAACAAUAUUCCAACUGAACCACAGCAAUCUGUUGAAAUUUGCCCUUACCUGAAUUUUGCAACCAUUUGUUGUGUACAGAAAUGCACGUGCUGGGGGAAGAGUGUGCAUGAAAAUCCAUAUAUUGUUUUAAAAAAACAGCACAGAGAAAUGCAAAAAGGUGUGUACCUGGCAAAAUUGCACACAAACAUGUGUAUAUUAGGAAAAUUUGCACUAAAAUGCUGGUACAUUUUCAUGAGAACUUUAAAAAAAGAAAAAAAGGCACCCUCAAACUAAUGGGAAAAUGUGAAGCACUGAACCUAACACUGGAAAAAUGACAAACUUUGAGAAACCAUCCCUAGUCUGAAGUAGUACAGUCCAUAAACAGGUUGACCCACAUUGUGACUAUUAAAGGUAAAGGUAAAGGGACCCCUGACCAUUAGGUCCAGUCAUGGACGACUCUGGGGUUGCGGCGCUCAUCUCGCUUUAUCGGCCGAGGGAGCCGGCAUACAGCUUCUGGGUCAUGUGCCCAGCAUGACUAAGCCGCUUCUGGCGAACCAGAGCAGCGCACAGAAACGUCGUUUACCUUCCCACCGGAGUGGUACCUAUUUAUCUACUUGCACUUUGACGUGCUUUUCAACUGCUAGCUUGGCAGGAGCAGGGACUGAGCAAUGGGAGCUAACCCCAUCGCUGGGAUUCGAAUUGCCGACCUUCUGAUCGGCAAGUCCUGGGCUCUGUGGUUUAACCCACAGUGCCACCUGCCUCCCUUAUUGCGUUCUAUUAGGCUUGCUAUAUUUCAACAAGUGAAAAUCCAGACACAAAAGUUAUUAAGCUUUUAGGGGGGUGUUCAGCUUUCCCCCCCAAAAAAAUCUCCCUCCCGCCCCCAUGAUGUUUUGGAGCUCUUUUUUAGGAAUUUUGGCAAAAAAAAAACCCCACUUCACGGACAUUUAAACCAGCUUUUGAAAAUUCUACCCAGACACUAUUUUUCACGAACAAAUCCCAGCUAUGUCCAGGAAAUUAUUGACUUAUGGCAGCCCGAUCUAUGCAUAUUCAUAAUUCUUCAUUUUUUGCAUAUUUGCAUAUGCAUGUUCCAUUCCCCUUCCCCUUUCCUCUCUCCAGCAUGUUGCACAUUUUACUCACCCCUUAACGUUUUAAUCUGUUUCUGCUCUUUCAGGCCAUCCGUUGCACUCUGGUAAGCUGCAGCUGCCAGUGCUUCAAACCUGGGAAAAUAAACCAGCGGCAAUGUGACCAGUGUCGGCAUGGAUGGGUAGCACAUGGUAAUAAACCUCAAAGAAUUUUGAAAGAAAAUAAAAAAUCCUUGCCUUACCAAGUAGCCACCAGCUGUCUAAGUACAGUUUUCAGUUUAUUAACGGAGACAUUGCAAAGUCACAAAUAACAAAACUCAGAAAUUGCUAAUUGUCUAUAGAGUCAUAUUCAGCUCAGCUUUGGGAUAGUAAAGCACUUCUCUGGUGCAAUCCAUAACUAGUAUGAAUUGCUACGUAACUAAUAGCAAUUUGCUUUACAAGAGGAUUACAUAAUUCUGAAUGUUCAGAACACAAUUUAGGCUAAACUGGGGACAGUUUACAGGGAACCAGGCAGAGGGCCUUCUUGGUAUUGGCACCCACCCUGUGGAAUGCCCUCCCAUCAUAUGUCAAGGAGAUAAGCAACUACACAAACUUUAGAAGACACCUGAAGGCAGCUCUGUAUAGGGAAGUUUUUGAUGUUUAAUAUUUUAGUAUGUUUUUUGUAUGUGCUGCCCCAGAGUGGCUGGGGCAACCCAGUCGAAUGGGCGGGGUAAAAAUAUGGUGAUGAUUAUUACAGUCAACAUGGUGCCUUCCAGGUGGAAAAAUGAGAAAUGGGGCGAACCAAAGUUCACAGCCCCGUCCAUCCCUAGCCUAGCCAACCUAGCAAAGGGAUCAUGCACCAAACCAGAAAUUUGCACCCAACCCCUCCCCAAGCUUAAAUAAUUGGGAAAUACUGCUCAAGUUCAAACCCCUAGUACCCCAAUGGUGUUCUUUUUGUCUAAUUGUCUCAUACCCAUUUAUGCAUAAGUAGUCACUCGCCUUUUGUUUUCCUUUUCUUUUCAGCCUUAAGUAAGCUAAGGAUCCCUAACCUAUACCCAACAAGCCAAGUGGAAAUAGUCCAGUCUAAUGUGGUAUUUGAUAUAAGCAGCCUCAUGCUUUAUGGAACUCAGGCAGUUCCUGUCCGUCUCAAAAUCCUCUUAGAUCGGCUUUUCAGCGUCCUGAAGCAAGAAGAAGUCAUUCAUAUCCUCCAUGCUCUGGACUGGACACUUCAAGACUACAUACGUGGAUAUGUCUUACAGGUACAUCUCUAGGUCUUCGCUCCCUCUAGGAGGGUGACAAGAGAAUCGGGGCCGAAAUGAGGCCGAGAAACCAGUGGUCUGCGUGUUUGUGGGCACCCCAACAUCUGGAGAAGUGCAAAGAAUUUUUAAGAAAAGCUUUCUGCAUGCUUUGUUUACUGAGAAGUUUGAAUGUUUGUGAACGUUCUGCUGGCAUCCCAGUUGCAUCAGAACUUGAAGCUGCACUAGCACCCUUAUAACGCAGACAUUCACCAUAAAUUUAUCCAUUUCAGUUCUGCCAUUUUGAACUUUUCCAGCAUCAUCAGUACACCGGGGCAGAAGUUAGCUCCUUAUGUUUACAGAAAUGCCUCUCCUCUGUUGGCAUUCUUGUUCCAAUGUAAAGCAGCAUUAUGAUUUAUGUUAUGGCACGAAUAAAUAUUUCAUGGCACUUGAUAAUUUUGCUUUUUAGUGUUAGGAUUAAAAAAUAUGGGCUCAAUUACCUUGAACCUUUUUUGCAUGAAAAAUUGAUGAUGAUACAUUCUUCAUCAUCUUAGAGAAGUCUUGUGUGCCCAGUGAAAACCCUCAGUAGGCCAUCAAAUACAUGUUCUGUGAUAAAAUAUUUAUUACAGAUAUUGGGGAAAGUUAGGUAUGGCUGGAGUUUGAAAGAACUUGCAACACUCUAGUGUAAUUACAGCUGUGCUCUGUAAACACUGGCGAAGGAUCGAUGCAGGUUCAUUUGUUCUCUGAUCUUAGUAGCUUGGAAGAUUAUUAAACUUGCAGUGGAAGAAUACUUGACUUAAAUGUGGAGCUAAAUCUUCUUCUGAUUGCUCCAUCUCUCUCUCUCCAUUCGUACAUGUUGUUUCGCCGGUACACGUCUUAAUUUUUUUCUGGGGAGAUUGCAAAAUACUUUCUAAUCAUCGGUGCUGUGUUAGAAAGAACAAAUGUUGGGGUGAUUGAAAUCCAAGAAUAAUAUAUAUCACAGAAUUGCCAAAAUAAGCUGCCCUCAGCCUUAGCAAAUUGUGUGGAUUUCGCUAGACCUGGUCCUGAAUGGGGUAACUGUGCUCCUGAAGGACCAGUGCGCAGCCUGGGAGUCAUUCUGGACUCUCCAACUGUCCAUGGAGGCACAGGUAAAUUCUGUGUCCAGGGCAGCUGUUUAUCAGCUCCAUCUGGUACGCAGGCUGAGAUCCUACCUGCCCGCGGACUCUCUCGCCAGAGUGUUGCAUGCUCUGGUUAUCUCUCGCUUGGACUACUGCAAUGCGCUCUAUGUGGGGCUACCUUUGAAGGUGACCCGGAGACUACAACUAAUCCAGAAUGCGGCAGCUAGACUGGUGACUGGGAGCGACCACCAAGACCAUAUAACACCAGUCUUGAAAGACCUACACUGACUCCCAGUAUGUUUCCAAGCACAAUUCAAAGUGUUGGUGCUGACCUUUAAAGCCCUAAAUGGCCUCGGUCCAGUAUACCUGAAGAAGUGUCUCCACCUCCAUCAUUCAGCCUGGACACUGAGGUCCAGCGCCGAGGGCCUUCUGGUGGUUCCCUCCCUGCGAGAAGCCAAGUUACAGGGAAGCAGGCAGAGGGCCUUCUUAGUAGUGGCACCCACCCUGUGGAACGCCCUCCCACCAGAUGUCAAAGAGAAAAAUAACUACCAAACUUUUAGAAGACAUCUAAAGGCAGCCCUGUUUAGGGAAGCUUUUAAUGUUUAAUAGGUUAUUGUAUUUUAGUGUUUUGUUGGAAGCUGCUGGAGUGGCUGGGGAAACCCAGCCAGAUGGGUGGGGUAUAAAUAAUAAAUUAUUAUUAUUAUUAUAAAUUAUUAUAGACAAAGAAGCCUAACCUCUUAGAAAACUGCCUGGAAUAGUGAUGGGCAGCUGUGGAUUCCUGAGCUGGAUCCUGACCUGCUCACCCUCCCCACCCUGCACUUCCAACUCUGGCCAUCACUUGGUCACUUUAUAGGAAGGGCUGUAACUCAGUGGUAGAGCCUCUGCUUUGCAUGCAGGUGGUCUCAGAUUCAGGUUCAUUUCCGGGUAUCUCCAUGUAGGGGUGGGAUAGACCCCUGCCUGAAACCCUGUAGGGUUGUUGUCAGUCACUGUGGACAAUACUAAGCUAGAUGAGCCUAAUGCUAACCCUAAGACACAACCCUCACCUUGUGUCUAUUUAGUCUGAGCUGCCCCCUACCAAAAAACAGUACAAAUCAGCAAUGCCACCGCGGCUACCUUUGAAGGUAACCCGGAAACUACAACUAAUCCAGAAUGCAGCAGCUAGACUGGUGACUGGGAGGGGCCGCCGAGACAACAUAACACCGCUCCAGAAAGACCCACAUUGGCUCCCAGUAUGUUUCUGGGCACAAUUCAGACUGUUGGUGCUGACCUUUAAAGCCCUGAACAGCCUCGGCCCAGAAUAUCUGAAGGAGCAUCUCCACCCCAUCACUCAGCCAGGACACUGAGGUCCAGCUCCAAGGGCCUUCCGGUGGUUCCCUCCCUGUGAGAAGUGAGGUUGCAGGGAACCAGGCAGAGGGCCUUCUUGGUAGUGGCGCCCGCCCUGUGGAACGCCCUCCCAUCAGAUGUCAAGGAAAUAAACAACUAUCUCACAUUUAGAAAACAUCUGAAGGCGGCCCUGUUUAGGGAAGUUUUUAAUGUUUAAUGUUUUAUUUAUACCCAGCCAGAUGUUUAUUAUUAUUAUUAUUAUUAUUAUUAUUACUACUACAGUGGUACCUCUGGAUGCGAACGGGAUCCAUUCCGGAGCCCUUUCGCAUCCUGAAGUGAACGCAACCCACGUCUGCACGUGCACGGGUCGCUAUUUGCCGCUUCCGCACAUGCGCGUGACGUCAUUUUGAGCGUCUGCGCAUGCGCGAGUGGCAAAACCUGGAAGUAACACGCUCCGUUACUUCCGGGUUGCUGCGGAGCGCAACCCGAAAAUGCUUAACCCAAAGCUACUUCAACUCGAGGUAUGACUGUGUUAUUAUUAUUGCCAUCCUGACCCCAAAUAUAGCCCUUUCAAACUCCCAUUGAAGCAAGGGACAAGGCAAACACAGUUCCCCUAGCCUGCUUCCUCUGUGGUUAUCAUGGUGCGUGGAGCAUCUUUCACCUGUUCUGGCAAGCAGGAUCCCAGGUGUGUUGUACUGCAAGUGAGUGGGACGAGUGACAGGACAUCAGAAGGAGUGGGUGAGUGGAGCAUGUCUGUCUUGUCUCCUUUUUUACUGGGAGGUGGAGAAGGCCAUGCAGAGCAGCAACUUGAGCACACAGGAACAUAGGGAGCUGAUUCAGAAUGUUGGUCUGUCUAGUUCAAUAUUGUCUACACUAACUGACAGCAGCUCUUGAGGGUUUCAGGCGUGGCUCUUUUCUGGCCACACUUGGGGACACCGGGGAUUGAACCUGGGACUUGAAUCUGAAUGCAAAGCAGAUUAUCUGCCGCUGAGCUAUGGCCCUUCCACUUUGCAAGUUAAGCAUAAGCAUCUCAAGGGGAGGUAGGCAACUUUGUGCUUUCAAAUACCAUUGGGUUACAAACCUCAUCAGCUCCAGCCAGUAUGACCAAUGGUCAAGGAUUAUGAGAGUUACAGUCCAACAAUAUCUAUGUUAGCUGCCCCUGCACUGAAGCAUCCAUCUGAAUUUGAUGUUGGUGUGUUCCUCUUUUACGUACAGUGUUGCCUGUUGUCUUUUUAAGGAUGCUGCAGGAAAGGUCCUGGACCACUGGAGUAUCAUGACCAGUGAAGAAGAACUGGCUACUUUGCAGCAAUUUCUGCGCUUUGGCGAGACCAAGUCCAUUGUGGAGUUAAUGGCGAUUCAGGAGAAAGAAGGGCAGUCCAUCGUCAUCCCCACAACCGCAGCCAAUAUGGAUAUUAGGGCAUUCAUCGAAAGCUGUAGUCAGAGGAGUGCAAGCCUCCCGGCUUCCUUGGACAAAAUGAACCCUGUCAACAUCCACCACUUUGAGAACGUUGUCAACAACAUGGCCUUCAUGUUGCCAUUUCAGUUUUUCAGUCCUGUUCCUCCGCCCCUCAUAGGUUCACCCCCUGAGAGGCUUUUGAUGGAGCAAAGUCAGGACUGCAGCAAUGAACUCAAGCAAGAUGUUCCUAUGCAGUUUGCGGAAAACAGCUUCCUAACUUCCGAGUCUUCAUUUCAAGGUGAAAAGGAGGUGGCCUCGACCAGCCCAGAUAUCGCUUUGAAGGACGACACUUCUCCAAGCGAUUUAAGUUCGCCCGGCAGCAUCACAAAGCCUGAAAUGAGCCAGCUCUCCCCGGAAAGUAAAAUAAAAUCUGUCGAUAAAAACGGCUUCGCCACGAGGAGAGGGCGUGUUUUUUGUACAGCGUGCGAAAAGACCUUUUACGACAAAGGGACUCUGAAGAUCCACUACAACGCUGUCCACCUGAAGAUCAAACAUAAAUGUACCAUUGAAGGAUGCAACAUGGUCUUUAGCUCCCUCCGGAGCCGAAAUCGACACAGUGCCAACCCCAACCCUAGGCUUCACAUGCCAAUGAACAGGAACAACCGGGAUAAAGAUCUGAGAAACGGGUUGGCCAUCACCGGACUGGAAGAGAACAAACGGACGGAUUUUAAUAUUUUGCCUCCCGACAGUAGAUCCGUUUCCAGCUACGGAAGCUCUUGCAGCGACUCAAAGACACAGCCAGGUUUUCACAGUACUGGCCAAAAUGGCAUUCUCUUUCCAAACUUGAGGACCGUGCAGCCAGUUCUUCCAUUCUAUCGCAGUCCGGUCACACCGGCUGAACUUGCAAAUACUCCCGGCACCCUUCCUUCCCUACCUCUGGUUUCCUCGUCAAUCCCUGAGCCACUGGUUUCUAACGAAUCGCCCUUCGAUGCACUGCCCAAGAAAAAAUCCCGCAAGUCUAGCAUGCCCAUCAAGAUAGAGACAGAAGCCGUUGAUACCCCUAGCGCAACUCACGAAGUUGCCAGCUCGGAAGACGACAUGCCUCCGCGGCCGGUAAGUGACGGGCCUGUUGAGAUGGGCGGUUCUAGGAUAGAAAAAAACUCAAACCACCCAAUGGAAAAGAAGUCCCAUUCAGGUACAUCACAGAAAUCCAUUUCUGAAGAUGGAGGGCCGACAUAUUUUAAAUCUAUUGAGCCAAAUAACACAUGCGCCAACGCGGACGAGUUGCAUCGCCCUGAGAAAACAGCUAAGCCCGAACAAGGCAAAUUGUUAAAGGUAGUUUCUUGUGAAAAUGCCUGCAAAGAUUCAAACCAGCAGCGCGAUGUGAUCAAAGCAGUGACAGAACCCCAUGGCUAUCUUAAAGAGCAACUGAAUUACAGGAUCCCAAUGAACGACUGCGCUGAAUUGCAACACCACUUGCUGAGUAGGGGGGCGUUCAGCACACUGUCCGGUAGGAGUGUAGCCGUUCCUGGUUUCGAAGCUUUUAAAGAUAUAGAUCGUGUCAGUCAACAUGCGCCGCUAGGGCUUCAGAGGGAAGACAGCCGUUUCCAUUGUGACAUCUGUAAGAAGACCUUUAAAAACCCCUACAGUGUGAAAAUGCAUUUUAAAAACGUACACCUAAAAGAAAUGCAUAUUUGCACCGUGGAGGGUUGCAAUGCUGCCUUUCCUUCUCGUAGAAGUCGAGACAGGUAAGAAAACAGUGCACAUAAUUGUUUUUUUAUUAUUAUUUAAAAAAAUAAAAUAGUCAUAUAAUGGAGCCUAGUCUGAAAUGCAAAUAAGUUUUGAAGCAUGUUUUUGUGGUGUGCCCCCUCACCCCUUGUAUCUUCCUCAUGCAUGUUCCGUACCUUAUUGGAGCACUGAAAAUCCAUGGGACAAAACCUUGCUUUUCCCCCUGGACAAGAAGGCAUUGAAUCACCAGUGGUUCCCAACCUUUUUUUGGCCAUGCCCCACCUAAGCAUCUCUAAAGUCCUGCUGCCCCCCCCCCGUGACAUAUAAUUCUUUUUAUUCAAAAAGUGAACUCCUAUUCACCCGUUUCUCACUGUUAAUAACUCAUUCUCGAAUUGCCCCCCCUUUAAAAAUCAAAUUGCCCCCCUGUGGGGCAUGUGCCCCACACUGGGAACCACGGCAUUAAAUGAAACCCUGGAAAUCUCAUUGCUAGUAGAUAACAGUGGUUGAAAAUAAUUUUAUUUGUGGGUUGUCGUUUUUAGAGAUGCAAUUUCUUGCACAGGCAGGAUAACAAGGUCUUGCAUUUAACUUGCCUUUUCAGAUGUCUCCCUAAAUUUUUAAAGCAAAAUCUACAGUGGUAUCUAUCUAUCAUCUAUCUAUCAUCCAUCCAUCUAUCUAUCUAUCUAUCAUCUAUCUAUCAUCUAUCUAUCUAUCUAUCAUAUAUCUAUCUAUAUCUAUCUAUAUCUAUCUAUCAUCUAUCUAUCUAUCUAUCUAUCUAUCUAUCAUCUAUCUAGCUAUCUAUCUAUCUAUAUCUAUCUAUCUAUCUAUCUAUAUCUAUCUAUCAUCUAUCUAUCAUCUAUCUAUCUAUCUAUCUAUCAUCUAUCUAUCUAUCUAUCUAUCUAACAUCUAUCUAUCUAUCUAUCUAUCUAUCUAUCUAUCUAUCUAUAUCUCUCUAUCUAUAUCUAUCUAUCAUCUAUCUAUCUAUAUCUAUCUAUAUCUAUCUAUCAUCUAUCUAUCAUCUAUCUAUCAUCAAUCUAUCAUCUAUCUAUCUAUCAUCUAUCAUCUAUCUAUCUAUCUAUCUAUCUAUCAUCUAGCUAGCUAGCUGGCUAUCCAACUAUCUAUCUGUCAUCUAUCUAUCUAUCUAUCAUCUAUCUAUAUCAUCUUCUGAACUGAUGGCAGAGGACUUAGUUUCCUCUCCUCCAUCAAUCACACCAUCUGUUCAGCCUACUCCCUGCCUGCCCCCCUCUGCUUUCCCUCCCACUUUCCUUUUUGCCCUCUGGGCAGAUAAGAACAUAAGAAGAGCCUGCUGGAUCAGGCCAAGGGCUCGUCUGGUCCAGCAUGCUGUUCUCAAAGCAGCCAGUGGAAAGCCCACAAACAGGAUCUGAGCGCAUCGGCACCCUCCCCUGCUGCCGUUUCCAGCAAUUGGUGUUCAGAAGCACAUCACCUCCAUCUGAAUUCCAGACAUUUGUUUUGUCCCUCUGGCUGGGAAUGAUGGGCGCUGAGAGUCAAACAGGAUCUGCAGAGCGACACGUUCCCCGUCUUGCUCUUCCCAGUGCCGAAACCAGUCCUUUCUGGGAGCAGGUUCCAAUUUGAUCCCAUUUCCAGCUAGGAAUUAGCUAACAAACAGGAAGAAUUGUUGUGGACUAUUUAAGGUCUGAGAUUGCAGUCGGAUAAGACUGUUCCUGUUCAGAAGCUGCUGGCCCCAAAUAUUGCUGCCUCCUGCUUCCACUUCCCCCCUUCUCCACUAGCAGUAUGGGACACAGGUGGCGCUGUGGUCUAAACCACUGAGCCUCUUGGGCUUGCUGAUCGGAAGGUUGGCAGUUCAAAUCCACGCAAUGGGGUGAGCUCCCAUUGCUCUGUCCCAGCUCCUGCCAAUCUAGCAGUUCAAAUGCACACCAGUGCAAGUAAAUAUAUAGGCACCGCUGUGGUGGGAAGGUAAACGGCAUUUCCAUGCGCUCUGACUUCUAUCACAGUGUUCUGUUGUACCAGAAGCGGUUUAGUCCUGCUGGCCACAUGACCCGGAAAGCUGUCUGUGGACAAACGCCGGUUCCCUCAGCCUGAAGCGAGAUGAGCACCACAACCCUAUAGUCGCCUUUGACUGGACUUAACCAUCCAGGGGUCCUUUACUUUUACCUUUUAUUAGCAGUAUGUAGUGGCCACAUUUGCCUUCCUGUGCCAGGCUGUGGAGACAGAACUAAGGAGAAGAUGCAACAGGGCUGCUCUGCCUGGCUCACUGCCCUCGCCAGAUCUCAGAACUAGCUGCUGCAUCUGGCUGCUCAUCUUGAAAAAAGCAACUAGCUAUUCUGUACUGGGAGAAAAUAACACAAUAAGUCUUAAGGCUAUGGCACCAUUUGUUCAUGGAUAUUAGGUGUGGGGAACCUUAGUUUCUCCAAAUGUCUUGGAACUGCAACUCCCAUUAUCCCUGCCCAUUGGCUAUGCUUGCUAGGGCUGAUGGGAGUUGUAGUCAGUGACAUCUAGAAGACCAAAAGUUCUCCACCACCUGAUGUAUCUUGUCCUUUUUAAAUUUUUCCUGCUGUGGCUGUCUUGAUCAUCCUUAGCUGUUUAUGGUACGGAGAUCAAACAAACAUAAGAUAUUUUUUUAAAAUAAUUUUAUUUAUUUUCUGUAUUCUGCUCUUCAUCUGAAGGUCUCAGGUCAGAAAUGCAUAAAAUUAAAACCAAUCAUAUUAAGAGAGGCCAACAUAAAUUCCAUGCAAAUGAAACAGCAGCAACAGAAAAAAUCCAGUCCUCACCUCACCCUUCCCACAAGCCUGAACAAAGAGAAAUGACUGCAGUGCCGUGAUGAGACAGGUCAUCCUAGAGGCAUAGCCAUCAAUAUAUUACAUGCUCUUGAUUGCCCAUUUAGUACCCUUAUCCCAGGUGCACCCAAGGAAGGUACCUCUAUCGCCACACCAUUGUUACAUUACUGUUACUGCAUUCAUCACUUGGGCGAGGGGUAGUAUCCACGCUGGGACAAUGCUCACAUUAAGAGUUUGUGCUCAAGUGUUGACUGUUGAGUUGCUUCUCCUCCUUGAGUCUAACAGCAUCCCUGAUCUUCUUUCUCCAGACAUAG
Molecule: messenger RNA, 29117 nt
Organism: Podarcis lilfordi (Lilford's wall lizard)
Lineage: Eukaryota; Metazoa; Chordata; Lepidosauria; Squamata; Lacertidae
Source: the annotation of a GenBank genome assembly